UACAACACCUACUUCAAUAAUUUCCGCAUCAACCCUAGAACAUCUGUCGCCCUUCAUUCCUAUGCUGCCUCAAUUUCACCGACACCAUCAACUUUUGCAACCGACUCCAUUGCUACAGACUCCAUUGCCCUUUCUCUUGCUUUUCAUUCAUAUGCUGCCUCCAUUUCACCGACACCAUCAACUUCUACCAACAUCAUCAACUCCAUUGCCACACAAUCCACUUCUUGCACCAGUGUUCAACAGCAGAUUACAACAGCAAACUAUAUUUCAGGUACUCAAAGGAAAUCUAGGAUCUUGUGCCCCCUUCAGAAUUGUCAAAAGUUGUUUUCCAGAUAAAAUGCCUUACAUCAACAUAUCGAAGUUGAUCACACCGUCCACAUCGAGCAUGAAGAAAUGA
This is a messenger RNA of Ctenocephalides felis (cat flea), 397 nucleotides long. RefSeq lists its product as uncharacterized. The record is from RefSeq and is a predicted model, not a curated record. Bases 62 to 397 code for a protein of 111 amino acids. NCBI's taxonomy places the organism in Eukaryota, Metazoa, Arthropoda, Insecta, Siphonaptera, Pulicidae. The transcript has 2 exons.